Messenger RNA from Benincasa hispida (wax gourd), 1405 nucleotides. NCBI's taxonomy places the organism in Eukaryota, Viridiplantae, Streptophyta, Magnoliopsida, Cucurbitales, Cucurbitaceae. The record is from RefSeq and is a predicted model, not a curated record.
UUCUGGAUUCUCACUCUGAGAAUACCAAGGCCACUGAAUAGUGGUGUCCGAGAGGCUGCUUGUUCGUGGAGAAACUAUUCGUAUGCUAAGCAACAGCGAAAGAUUUGGUUAGACGAUUGCAGCGACAGCAAGAGGUGCUGAUCUAAACGAGAGCAAGAGAAAGACAGACGAAGAGUUCUUCAAAGUUCAAGGCGUGAAAUUGCUCUGACUAUGAGAUCGAGAUUAGGAUUUCGAAGAAACCCUCCAUUCUUCGUGGUUUAAAGUUUGAACUUGAAGGCAGUGGAACUGGAGAUGCUGCUCGGAAUUUGAAGCGAAUUUAGAUGCCCAUGGUUUGAAACUGAAGCAAAUCGAAGUGGCCGCAGCUUAGACUACAAUGGAGUGUGUAGUUCAGGGCAUAAUCGAGACCCAGCACGUCGAAGCCCUUGAGAUACUUCUGCAAGGUAUCUGCGGCGUUCCUAGAGAAAGAUUGAGGCUCCAUGAAAUAUGCCUAAAAAGUGGACCUAGCCUAGGUGCUGUAGCUUCGGAGAUUCGGAUUUUAUGUGACCUUGAGCAGGCUGAACCGACAUGGACGGUUAAACAUAUUGGAGGGGCAAUAAGAGGUGCAGGUGCUGAACAACUCUCUGUUCUGGUUAGGACAAUGGUAGAAAGCAAAGUUAGCAAGAAUGUACUUCGUCUAUUCUAUGCACUUGGCUAUAAGUUAGACCAUGAGCUGCUGAGAGUUGGUUUUGCUUUCCGCUUCCACCGAGGUGCCCACAUAACGGUGACAGUUUCAUCAGUUAAUAAGAUGUUAAAGCUACAUUCAACUGAUGAGGCUGUACCUGUUACACCUGGUAUACAGCUGGUUGAAGUGACAGCCCCAGCAACUUCUGAUAACUAUUCUGAAGUAGCGGGUGCAGUGUCGACUUUCUGUGAAUAUCUUGCACCGCUGCUGCAUUUGUCAAAACCGGGAAUAUCUACAGGUGUUGUUCCUACUGCUGCAGCAGCUGCAGCAUCUCUUCUAUCAGAUGGUGCAGGAACAACAAUGUAGAUGGUUUGUUUUGAUGCCAACAAUUAUUUUGAAGGUUCGUUAGAUCGAUUGUUUUCUUGGCAUUGAAGUUCUUCAUCCAUGUCUUUUUCAGCCUUGAAAUAAAAGGUUCUUGGUUCUGACGUGAUGGAAAAAUAGGAUUUGAAUUAUGGAUUUGGCAGUAAGCUCUGCAAAAGUUGAGAAGUUAACCAUAACUUGAUCUCAAAAAGAUUUCCUCAUUGAGUUGAAAGUAGCUAGCCUGUAGCAUAUCUUGUUGAUGUCUUAAAAAAAGGAAUGAAGCUCAUAUUUAUGUAAAUAUCUUCAACUACCAGAUCAACUCCACUUGUUCAGAAUCUUUUAAUCUAAAUGAUUGGAGAAUUAUACAGCAUUUUGAAUUUGGGA